Messenger RNA from Neolamprologus brichardi, 845 nucleotides. The record is from RefSeq and is a predicted model, not a curated record. NCBI's taxonomy places the organism in Eukaryota, Metazoa, Chordata, Actinopteri, Cichliformes, Cichlidae.
GGACUGGGACUUAGACUUUUUUGAGAAGUUAUGCAGAACAGUUGCCCAUUUUUGUAAAUGAGAAGCUCCCGACUAACAUUAGGGUCUAUACAUACGGUAUAUUGGCAAACCUACGGUUAAUCGAACAGGCAGCUAACAUUUUUACUUCAGUGGGUGUAACUUCAGUGCCCGAGGACAUACUGGCAUCAGCGGAUAUGAAAAUGAAUGACAAGCUGAAAGAGGUGCUGAGAAGUCUUAAAAGUUACCUGAGUAAACCAAACUCUGAAUGUGAGGGAAAUGCAGCAUCGUCUGUAUCCAAGAAGAAAAAGAAGAAAAAGAAGAAGGAAAAGAAGGAAAAGACAGAAAAGCAAGAAGAUCUAAAUGAUGAAGUUUCCACUGCAACAACUGAUCCAACAACAAAAGUUCCUGUUUUAGAAUCAACUUCAAAUGUAAAGCCUUUUGACAACAGCGUCAUUGAAAAAGCAGAAAAACAAAAAUGGCUUCCAAUCAGCGAGAGGUGGAAGGAGAAACUGGAGAAACUUGUUGGCUCAGAUGACAGUAAAAUAUCCAGAAUCAGAAGCAUUAUUUAUGUGAAAGAUGCAGAAUUCAGAAUAGCGAAGGGAAGCGAUGGUACUGAAGUCUUCUUGGGGCUGAGAGAGGACGGCACAGAAGUUGCCAUUAAGAGAAUGUCUAAAAGCAACUAUGACGAGCUGAAGAACGAAGAAGUAAUUCUACGACAUCCAGAACUCGAUCAUCCUUAUAUCGUACGAUAUGUUGAUGCUGCAGAGGACGAGAACUUUGGAUAUCUUUGUCUGCAACUUUGUGAAUACACCCUGGAAGAAUAUAUCAAGAAUGAUGACCAUGAC